AUGAAGGGAGAUGCUCCAGUGGUGCUUGGCGAGCCAAAGGGCUAUACCGCGCAGAAAGCUGGUGUGAAACGAGGGAUUGCCAUUCUAGACUUCAUCUUGAGGCUUGUUGGCUUCAUCGGUACCUUGAGUAGUGCAAUUAUGAUGGCGACCACAAACGAAACUCUUCCCUUCUUCACUCAGUUCAUUCGUUUCAGGGCCGAGUACAAUGACCUUCCAACAUUCACGUUCUUUGUGGUAGCCAACGCUGCCGUGAGCGCCUAUUUUCUAUUAUCGCUUCCACUUUCAAUCUUCAACAUCCUGAGGAGCUCUGCAAAGAACAGUAGAAUCAUCCUUAUCAUAUUUGAUACGGGGAUGCUGGCUUUACUGACAGCAGGGUCUUCAGCUGGGGCAGCCAUUGUGUACUUGGCACACCGAGGGAAUACAAAGGCAAACUGGCUAGCCAUCUGCCAACAGUUCAACUCCUUCUGCGAGCGCAUCUCGGGAUCCUUGAUAGGAUCUUAUGUUGGAGUCACCGUGUUCAUAGUCCUGAUACUGCUGUCCGCUUCAGCCCUUGCUCGCCGCUAA
Messenger RNA from Linum tenue, 564 nucleotides. The record is from the annotation of a GenBank genome assembly. Lineage: Eukaryota; Viridiplantae; Streptophyta; Magnoliopsida; Malpighiales; Linaceae.